This is a messenger RNA of Sipha flava (yellow sugarcane aphid), 896 nucleotides long. It is a transcript of the gene mRpL10, whose product is annotated as 39S ribosomal protein L10, mitochondrial. The transcript has a single exon. The coding region runs from base 93 to 860 and encodes 255 amino acids. The record is from RefSeq and is a predicted model, not a curated record. NCBI's taxonomy places the organism in Eukaryota, Metazoa, Arthropoda, Insecta, Hemiptera, Aphididae. Gene Ontology annotation, biological process: translation. Gene Ontology annotation, cellular component: mitochondrial large ribosomal subunit. Gene Ontology annotation, molecular function: structural constituent of ribosome.
UUAUAAAAGUGUAACUGUUUUAUAAAAUAACAUAAAAAAUUAAUAGUAUUUUGUAAAAAAGUUAUAUUUAAUUUUAGUUAUAUUAUAUAAUCAUGUUCAACUGUUCAACUAAAGCUAUUUGCAGCAGAGGUUUCACACCAAACAUCAUCAGUGUUCGCUAUAGACGAAUAAAUGUCCAGAAACCCAGAAAACCAAAUCAUUACCGAGCAGUUAUAGAAGAAAUAGCAAAACCUAAAUAUCCAUUUGUGCAACCAUAUACUCUACCAUGGAGUGAAAGAUGUCCAAAACCAUUGGUAAAUACAACCAAAACAGUUGAAGAAAACCCAUAUGAAAAAAUUUUAGCUCAAGAAGCUAAGGAUUUAUUUGAAAAGAGUGCAAUGGUUGCGAUAUUUCAUAAAAAUCCAAUUAAGGGUGAAAUGGAAUUUAAAACUAUGAAAAAUUUUAAAAUGGCUGGAAUGGAAUAUAUAAUCUAUGGCAAAAGUACUUUAAAAUUGGCCUUAGCAAAAACAAACUAUGAAGCUGUAUUAAAGUUAUUUGAAUCACACAGCUCAAUAGUAUUUAGUAGUACACCUCAGGUGCCAAAACUAUUAAAAUUGAUUAAAAAAAUGCCAAAUUUGGUUUUAUUGGCAUGUAUAGUGGAUGGAAAACUACUGAGUAAAAAUCAAACAAUAGAAUAUGGAAGUUUAAUAAAUAUUGAUAAUGCAAGAGCAAGACUAAUUAGUGUAAUAAGUCAAACAAACAAUAGAUGUUUGCACACUAUAGGACAAACACAAUUAACAAUGGUUCGGUAUUUGGAACAGUAUGGACAGUCAACAGCAGAACUUAAUAAAGAAAAUAAGCCUACUGAAGAAUCCGAUUAAUUUUAAGUAUAGUUAUGAACUUUUUUAUAAAAUGUA